This is a messenger RNA of Poecilia latipinna (sailfin molly), 1186 nucleotides long. RefSeq names its product N-acetyltransferase 9 (gene nat9). The record is from RefSeq and is a predicted model, not a curated record. Gene Ontology annotation, molecular function: N-acetyltransferase activity. Bases 118 to 750 code for a protein of 210 amino acids. NCBI's taxonomy places the organism in Eukaryota, Metazoa, Chordata, Actinopteri, Cyprinodontiformes, Poeciliidae. The transcript is spliced from 7 exons.
AGCAGGCGGCGCCUGGCUAACUUGGUCCACUGUGCGCAGUCGCAGUAGGAACCGUUGCGAGAGAAUAAGGAAGCCAUCCUCAGUUGCUAUGAUUUUGUUUGUAGCUGUCGAUUCAUCAUGAAAAUAAAUGAAAACACAUUACUGGAGGGACACAGAGUGCUACUGGUUCCAUAUAAUGAAGAGCAUGUCCCCAGAUAUCAUGAGUGGAUGAAAUCUCCUGAGCUGCAGCAGCUGACUGCCUCAGAGCCGCUGAGCCUGCAGCAGGAGUACGACAUGCAGAAGAGCUGGAGGGAAGACGAUGACAAAUGCACAUUUAUUAUCUUGGACAAGCAGCGCUGGGUGGACCCAGGUGUCGACGAGGAGCAGUGCAUGGUGGGAGAUGUCAACAUCUUCCUGACCGACCCCUCAGAUCCAUUCUUGGCGGAGCUGGAGGUCAUGAUAGCAGAGCCCAGUUACAGAGGAAGAGGCAUCGGGAAGGAGGUGACUCGCAUGAUGAUGAGCUACGGAAUCACCAAACUCGGAGUCAAAAAGUUUCAAGCAAAAAUUGGUCUGGACAACCAAGUCAGCAUCUCCAUGUUCAAGAAGCUGCAGUUUCAGGAGGCGUCUGUGUGCAGCGUCUUCAAAGAGGCGACCCUCGAGCUGAUGGUGGACGACUCCGUUCGGACCAAGCUGCAGGAAGAUGUGGCUUACAUGAAGGAAAGGGACUACAAGCAAACAUGCAGCAGCAGACAUGAGCUGGUUCAGCAGUGAGGUGAUCUACCGUGAGCUCCAUCGUCCAACCAUUAUUUGUGAAACAGAAACACAGAGGCUUUACCUCCUUCCCUUGAGGAAGAGAGCUCUCGUUUUGGUCCCGAUUGCUCCCCGGCAACCUCAACAAAAUGCCUCCAUGUACUAAACAGGAAAAAUGACUCAAUUACCAGCUGCAAGCAUUUACAGCGUUCACCUGCGAGAUUCGACAGGAACAGCGGCCUAGAUGGAGAAGGCACUGCACAUGCUCCGACAAGCUUUGGCACGCGCACACACGUCUGACGACACUCCAGAGCAGCACAGACGUGUCCGCUUCACAUUUAGCUGAAGACCUCAAGGGCAGCCUCCGCUUCGAUUAAUGUAAAGUGCAAAACGCCGUCCACAGGGAGAUAUUUAGCUGAUGUAAAUAAAACAGGCCAUAUAAAGAUUUUGACAGUAA